Messenger RNA from Telopea speciosissima, 3480 nucleotides. Its product is annotated as protein NLP9-like. Gene Ontology annotation, molecular function: DNA-binding transcription factor activity; protein binding. Lineage: Eukaryota; Viridiplantae; Streptophyta; Magnoliopsida; Proteales; Proteaceae. The transcript has 5 exons. The record is from RefSeq and is a predicted model, not a curated record. Bases 369 to 3368 code for a protein of 999 amino acids.
CUUUUACAUCUAUAUUGUGUGCAGGUAUUGGAAAGUCUGAUUCUAUUAUGGUCGAAAGUGGUCAGUUUUAGUGGAGGAGGUUGGUUUGUGGUUAAUUUGAGUUUAGAAAUGAGUAGUAAAUGGUUUCCUUUUGUAAAAGUCAGUGGAGGGAAGUUGCUAUUGGAGAAUCGCCAGCAAAGUAGCUGAAUUCUGCAAUUUGAAUGGUGAAAUAUAGUUCUCUGAUAUGGAAGUUAGAGGAAAACAUAGGGUUUUCUUCUGCAGAAAGAUUAUCCUUGGAGAAUGCUCAAUCCAGUGUUAUUGAAAUUAGGAACAUCCUCUGACGGAAGGAUUUAGUUCUUUUACGAUAGUAACUGAUAAUUGAGGUGAAGAUGGACUACCCCUUUCUAUCUAGAGAGAAAGGAAUUAAUAAUUGGGCUUCUUCACAACCUCAGUCGGAUGUUUUCCAGUCACCACAAGGUGGAAUGGAAAAUAUGAAUUCAGAGGAACCCAUUAGUUUUUCAGAGCUCAUGAACUUUGAUUCUUUUGCUGAGCUAUACAGUAGUCCAACAUCUGUGGACCCAGCUCUUCCAUACUACGAUAUGAAUCCUCUGCAGUCACCUGGUGGGUUUGCCUCUUUUUCUCCAUUGAAUUUUACAGCACUGAGCUCUAGUAUCUUCCCUGUAACUGAUGGGGGUUCUUUCAGUGCUGGAGUUUCCUCAAAUUGUGCUGGCAAGAUGGAAUCUCAACAAACAGACACUCAGUUCAAUUUUCCGUUGAAGUCUACUGACGCAGAGGACUCGUGUCGUAAACAAAGCAGUAGUUGUUUUCCCUCAGUCAGCACUCCAGACAUGGGCAAUGAUAUUAUUCCUAGACCACUGGAGUUAUCAUCUGCUGAUAGGAUGUUUAGGGCCCUGGGCUUAUUUAAAGAAUUAUCUGGAGGGGGGAUUCUUGCACAAUUUUGGGUUCCUAUUAAAGUUGGAGAUCAGCUUAAAUUAAGUACUUUUGAUCAGCCCUACUUGUUAGAUGAAAUGCUUGCAGGGUAUCGUGAAGUAUCAAGGACAUUUACUUUCUCUGCAAUAGCGACACCUGAUUCUUUUCCUGGGCUUCCUGGGCGAGUUUUUAUGUCUAAAACACCUGAGUGGACCUCAGAUAUAUUAUAUUACAGCAAGUCUGAGUACUUGCGGAUAGAUCAUGCGGUUGAACAUCAAGUCCGUGGAUCUAUUGCAUUGCCUGUUUUCAGUCCCCAUGAGAAGUCAUGUUGUGCGGUGCUUGAACUCAUAACUUUGAGAGACAAACCCAAUUUUGAUCCAGAGAUGGAAACUGUCUGCCAUGCUCUUGAGGCUGUAAACUUGAGGACCAAUGUACCAUUUCGAGUUUGUUCUAAGGUCCUCUCAAAGAGCCAGGAAGCUGCCUUGACUGAGAUAGUUGAUGUUCUAAGAGCUGUUUGUUAUGCACACAGACUACCACUGGCUCUUACAUGGAUUCCCGGUAGCUACACUGAUGGAAUUAAUGAUGAUUUUUCUAGAGAAAAUAUGAGAAAGGGUAAUAAGAGCAUGACUGAGAAAUCUAUACUAUAUGUUGAGGAUACAGCAUGUUAUGUUAAUAAUACUGAGAUGCAAGGAUUUGUGCAUGCAUGUAUUGAGCAUCACCUUGAGAAGGGUCAAGGUGUUGCUGGAAAAGCACUUGAAUCAAAUCAUCCCUUCUUCUCCCCUGAUGUCAAGGGGUAUGAUAUAAGUGAAUAUCCACUUGUACUUCAUGCACGUAAGUUCAAACUGAAUGCGGCAGUUGCUAUCAGGCUAAGGAGCACCUACACUGGUGCUGAUGAUUACAUAUUGGAGUUCUUUCUCCCACUCAACUGUAAAGGGAGUUCAGAGCAACAACUCUUAUUGAACAAUCUUUCAUGUACCAUGCAGAGGAUUUGUAAGAGUUUGAGAACUGUUUCAGAUGCGGAACUAGUUGGGCAAGAAGGCGAUAAAAGAUCAGGGACAAACUUCCCAUCAACAACUUUGCCUGGAGAAAGCUCUCAACCAACAUUGCCAGAUCUUGCUUUGGAUUCUAAUGAAAGGGUGGCAUUGCAAAUAUCUAAUCCUAGUAAUGAAGUUAUGGUGGCAGAUGUCCCUCAUGAACAGACUAGUGGCCCCAAGCAACAGCUGGAGAAAAAGCGAAGUACUGCCGAGAAGAAUAUCAGCUUAAGUGUUCUUCAACAAUACUUCUCUGGGAAUCUGAAGGAUGCUGCAAAAAGCAUUGGUGUUUGCCCUACUACAUUGAAAAGGAUAUGCAGACAACAUGGGAUCUCCAGAUGGCCAUCUCGAAAGAUAAACAAGGUGAAUCGUUCACUGAGAAAAAUACAGACUGUGAUUGACUCUGUUCAAGGCGUUGAAGGUGGAAUAAAAUUUGAUCCCAUAACUGGGGAACUCGUUGCAGCAACAUCUGUCAUCCAAGAUUUGGAGGCAAGAAACUACAUGUUUUCCCAUAAUAAAAUUCAGGCUACUAGAAAUCUAGAGUCAACAGCCCAAGAUUUGACAUCAAUAUCUCCAGCCCCAUAUGUGGAGUGUGAGAGUUCUGCAGUUAAGUUGGAAGAUGAUGGAUGUUCUGGGGAUACCCACCAAAUGGGGCCUAUAGGGAGCAUACUCCAGUGUGAUAAAUACAAGGGAGAAAAAAAGAGAGACAGUACCCACCUGAUUGGUUCUAGCGAUAAGCCUAAAUUUUCUGCAUCAGAUCCAGGAUUGCUACCGUUAGAGAAACUUGAAACAUUGCCAUGGGCAUAUACUAAAGAAGUUUCUCGGGAUUCAUAUUUUUCAAAGGAGAGAGGCAACUUGUGGCAAUCAAGUAAGAAUUGUUUGGAUUUAGAAAGGUCUGAACAUCAUAUCACAUCUCUAAGUUCGAGCUCUAUGCCAGCAACUAAUGAAAUAGGUAUGAGCUAUGAUGAUGGGAUGGCUGAACAUAACCAACACUCUUCUUCAGGAAUGACAGAUUCAUCAAAUGGUUCAGGCUCAAUGAUGCAUGCUACUUCUUCAAGCUCUUUAAGCUUUCAUAUGAAUGAGCGUUCAAAAGGAGAAAGGUCCAUCAGGGAAAAUGGAGUUGCCAUCACAGUGAAGGCUACUUAUAAAGAUGACACAGUGAGAUUCAAGUUUGACCCUUGCGUAGGGUGUUUCCAAUUGUUCGAUGAAGUUGCAAAACGGUUCAAAUUGCCAAUAGGGGGAUUCCAACUCAAAUACCUUGACGAUGAGGAGGAGUGGGUCAUGUUGGUGGGUGACUCCGAUUUGCAGGAAUGUCUUGAGAUAAUGGACUCUAUUGGAUCUCGUAAUGUCAAGCUCAUGGUACGUGAUUUGUCAUCUGCUGAGGGCAGCUCUGCCAGUAGCAAUUGCUUUUUCAUGGGAAACUCAUGAAGACCUUGGGACAAGAAACAACUUGGUACUCUAUGAUCUGGUUUGUUUUGUUGCAUACUAAUGAAUGAUGGACCAAACUGCAUGUUUAUUCUCCAUGGCCUUGCUUUGCUCG